GGUCCUCCCCGCGAGUUCCGCGCGGACUGCGAGCUCUGGCCGCAAUGGAGCCGCAGCGGCUUUCGCUCCUGGUGGCAGCGUUGGCCGGCUGCCUGCUUCCUGCCCGGGGCUGUGUCAUAUGUGACCCAAAAGUCGUGGAGGAGCUGAGCUCCUUGGAAACAAAUUACCUGCCUGGCCACCUGGAGGCCAAACAUCACAAAGACGUGAUGAAAAGGGUAAAGCAGGCGGUGAAGGAUUUCCAGGAUUUGCCGAUUGAUGAGGAUUCCUACAUGGGGGUCGUUGAUGAGGCCACUCUGGAAAAGGCAUCCUGGAGCUUGCUGAAGGAUCUGAAACGCAUCACGGACAGUGACGUAAAAGGUGAGCUCUUCGUGGAUGAGCUGUUCUGGACGUUGCGCCUGGCAAAGGAUACCUUCGCCAGCUAUGCUGCUCAGUUUCAAAAAGAGGUUUUUUGUCCCAACAAAUGUGGUUUGAUGUUGCAGCCUCUGAUCUGGUGCAGUACCUGCCAGAAGCAGGUUCACUCUUGUCGAAAGUCCCGGAGUUGUGGAGAGCGCAAAGUCAAGGUCCAUCAAAUGGAAGAUAUGAUCCUGGAUUGUGAGCUCAACUGGCAUAAAGUCUCUCAAGGCCUGACGGAUUACAGCUUUUACAGGGUUUGGAAGAACAACUCUGAGACCUUGAUGGCCAAGGGGCAAGAGCCCACCCUGACCAAGACCAUGGUGAGUCCGAAGGAUGCAGGCACAUAUCGCUGCGAGCUGGGUACUGUACAAUCCACUCCAGCCACCAUCAUCCAUUUUCAUGUCACAGUAUUGCCCAAAAGAAUCGUGGAGGAGACACCGUCACCAAACACCGAAACCCAGGAUGAGACGGCUCCGGGUGAGGUGACUUUGGAUCGUCCCCAGACGUCCGCAACCCUCCAAUCACAGUCUCCAGGGCCCGAGAAAGUGCUGAGACACCGCCUGGUAGGGCUGCUCAUCGGGGCCAUCGUGGUGCUGAUAGCCGGCGUCGUGACCGCGAUACUUUUCUCUCAGUCUGGGAAAGUGAUGAAUUUCCUAAAGGCCUCCCCGCUCAGCCCUGGCAAAGGCACUGCUUAGGACUCCGGGUUUCGAAGGAAAAGAGGAAAACAUUAGGGAGAAAAUAAAGAUUAAUGUAGCUGUCUAAGUAUCUGACGCACUCCUCCGGACGGAUUCUAAC
Sus scrofa (pig) is the source of this 1188-nucleotide messenger RNA. RefSeq names its product izumo sperm-oocyte fusion 1 (gene IZUMO1). Gene Ontology annotation, cellular component: plasma membrane; acrosomal membrane. Gene Ontology annotation, biological process: fusion of sperm to egg plasma membrane involved in single fertilization; heterotypic cell-cell adhesion; sperm-egg recognition. Gene Ontology annotation, molecular function: signaling receptor binding; protein binding involved in heterotypic cell-cell adhesion. NCBI's taxonomy places the organism in Eukaryota, Metazoa, Chordata, Mammalia, Artiodactyla, Suidae. The record is from RefSeq and is a predicted model, not a curated record.